ACAGGGAGGUAUUGAUAUUGCUAUGAGAGAAGACAGAGGGAGAGAGACCAUAUAUGUAAAGAAUAUAGUAUAUGAGAAUUUGAGAGACUGGGGAUGCAUGUGUCUGUGUGAGACAGAGAGAGGAGUGAGAGAAGGUAUAUCCUCUGGCCCUUGGAGAGUGAGCGUGAGGCUGAAUGGGAGCCAGAAAAAGGGGAAGGGCCUCGCGUCAGCCAACAAAAACAACUGCCUGAGACUACGCAGGAAAACAGUGUCUGGUAGAGUAUAGGGAGAGGUGGACAGAGAGUGAGAGGACAGGAGAGAGAGAGAGAGAGAGAGAGAGCGCCAGGGCUCACAUCUCUAUAUGGGUUGCGUCCUGACUGCGGAGCCUUGCUGUGGGGAGGAAGCAGAGCCUGUGCCCGUGGUGAGAGGGCCACUGACGCGCCGAGGUCCAGAGAGGUCCAACAGCGGCAGGAUGAGGCUGACUAAGACAGGGAAGGGGGAGCCCCAUGUCUUCAAGGAGAAAACCUUUAAGAAGAACCGUCAGUGUGGGGUGUGUCGUCAGAGUGUGGACAACACGGGGUCCUUUUGCCGAGUGUGUAAAACAGCCACUCACAAGAAAUGCGAGGCAAAGGUGACCACAGCUUGCAUCCCAGCUCUCUCGUCUGAUCUGCAGGGCAAAGGAACUGCUCCAUCCCGACACAUCCAACACCUGGGCUCCACAAGGUCUUUGACUUACAACAAACAGAGGAACACCCUCUCCAGGAGUAUCAGUGUGGACCGUGUGAUGGAGAGAGUCAUGGAGCGUCAUUAUGACUUUGACCUGACCUACAUCACUGAGAGGAUCAUCUCCGUGUUCUUCCCCCCUCUGCUGGAUGAGCAGCGCUACCGUCUCAACCUCAAGGAGGUGACCGCCAUGCUCAGGUCCAAGCACCAGGACAAGUUCCUGCUCUUCAACCUCUCUGAACGGCACCAUGACAUCACCCGCAUGAAUCCAAAGGUCCUUGACUUCGGCUGGCCUGACUUCCAUGCCCCUCCCCUGGACAAGAUCUGUGCCAUGUGUAAGGCCAUGGAGACGUGGCUGACCUCCGACCCCCAGCAUGUGGUGGUCCUGCACUGCAAGGGCAACAAGGGCAAAACAGGAGUGAUUAUUGCAGCCUACAUGCACUACAGCAAGAUCUCUGCAGGGGCAGACCAGGCCCUCAGCACCCUGGCCAUGAGGAAGUUCUGCGAGGAUAAGGUAUCUUCCUCCCUCCAACCGUCCCAAAACAGGUAUAUCUACUACUUUGGGGGGCUCCUCUCUGGGGCGAUCAAGAUGAACAGCAGUCUGCUACUCCUCCACCAGGUCCUCAUCCCCACGCUUCCUAACUUCCAGGGCAAAGGAGGUUACUUCCCCUUCCUGAAGAUCUACCAGUCCAUGCAGCUGGUCUAUACAUCAGGGAUAUAUGACUUGAAGGGUUCUGUGGGCAGAAGACUGUGUGUGACCAUUGAGCCUGCACUGCUGCUGAAGGGAGACAUCAUGGUGAAGUGUUACCACAGACGGGCACAGGGUGCAGAGAGGGACACAGUGUUCAGACUGCAGUUCCACACCUGCACCAUCCACGGGGCCCAGCUAUGGUUCGGCAAGGGGGAGUUGGAUGAGGCCUGUACUGAUGAACGAUUUCCCUCGGAUGCCACUGUGGAGUUUGUCUUCUCCUCGGGACCAGAGAAAAUGAAAGGGCGUGAGUACCAGAGAAAUGACCCUGCUGUCACAGUGGACUACAACACAGCUGAUCCAGUGGUGCGCUGGGACUCCUAUGAGAACUUCAACCAGCGCUAUCAAGACAGCCUCGAUGGUACAGUCCAGAGAAACAUAGCCCACACCAGGGGUCCAGUGGACGGAAGUCUGUACGCCCAGAUAAAGAAGCGUCUCUCAGCCCCAGGCUCUGGCUCCCUGACCUCCACCAAUGGCAGUCCAGCAGGCACCAGCGAGGAGAGGCCCAGUCAGAGCCAGCUGCUCUCUCCCAGCUCUGACUCUCUCACUCACUCCGGCCACUCGUCUGCCCUCCCAGAGCAUUCAGAGGAGUCCAAAGGGCUCCCGCCACCCACCCGGCAGGAGAGAGAGGACCUGGACCGACUGCUGGGGGGCAUCGAGGGGGAGAGGGACGGCCUGGACAGAGAGAGGGAGACUGCCAUCCUGGACGAUGGGGACUUGUCGUCUGAGCAUACUGGCACCCUGAGGCUCGACCGCUCCUGUUCUUGCAGGGUGGGCUACCACUCCCAGCGCUGUGCCGAGCCCGACUGUGACCGACUCCACCUCAUGUCCAGCGGCUACUGCCGGGACAGAGCUCCGGGCACCAACGGCCACCCUGGGUCACCGCCCUUGACUAACCCUGCCACCGUCCCCUCACACAUGGACCUGUGUCAGCACUACAGCCCACACCCUCAACCCCAUCAGGCCCUGCCUCCCCCUGACCUGGUAUGGAACCGCCAACAGGGCCCUCCACACUACCUGCACCGUGAGGGACCCUCUCGUCACCCCUCUCUGUGCCCCUAUCCAUCCCAGGACCUGACCUCUCACCCCCACACCCUUCAUCCCGGGCGCCUGCUCUGUAGAAGUGAUGACUAUGGUCCGUACCAUCACCCUCCCUCACACACCCACCAUCACCCUCACCACCCCAAGUCCUCCGGGUCCUACCAAGAUAUGCUGCUGCUGGACGGCAUGCCGCCCCCUGGCUGCCCUUGCCGGGACUGCCUCACCAGGAGGGAGGAUUCAGCCUUCCACGGCCUGCGGCUGGAGCGAGGAGAGAGCUUCCACUGGGACAGAGAGGCAGAACUGCAGCAUCGGGAAGCAGGGCUAAGGAGAGUAAGGGAGUCUGAGCUGCCUAGAGGGGCAGAGAUGCAUUGGGAGAGGGAGGCAGGGGGACUGAGAAGAGGCAGGGAGAUGUCACUGCACUGGGAGAGAGACAGGGAGGCAGAGCUCCAAUGGGAGAGGGAGAGAAAGGCCGACUAUUGGCACCGGAGGGCCUACAGGCUUCAGGACCACGAGCUACCUGCCUUCUCUUUUGACCCUCUACCGUCCGGUCACCCUGCGUACCCAGAGGCGUCUCGCUCCCACGGCCACGCCCACCUGGACCUGAAGUACAGCAGCAACAGCAGCAGUGGCUACCAGACCCCGCACCAGGUCUGCCUCUGCUCCCACUACCAGCCCUCCCCAUCUGAGAGCAGGGGUUAUGCCUCAGGUUACCAGUCUGAGUCCACCUCCCCUCUGCCCCCUCCCUCCACCCUGUCAGGCCCCUGCAGCCACACCAGAGGGCCAGCAGACCACCACCCCGAAGCCCACACUCAGCAGUACCCAUCUGAGAGCCAGACAGAUGGAAGGGGGAUGAGUGAGAACGUGAGUUGGCGGGACCACAUCUCCCAGGGUUCCUUCAAGAGGAUGCAUCCUUCAAGAGAUGUCCCGUGUUCCACGCCCUCUGACCUCUCUAGGCCGCCCACCCCUGUUCUCACCAGCAGCCCUCUGUGCACACAAGAAAGCCUCAGUCUAGGGGUGCACUCACUAGUUGGAUCGACUGACAUAGUCAACAGUGACUGUGAGUCUGUCCAGUCUCAGGAUAGGCCCGGCAGUGCUGCUGCUCAGGGGUCGCAGGUCACCCAGCAACACAUCCCUGACCCUUUACAGUCUACAUCCGUGACACCCACACCUUCCCCUACCCAACCCAACAGCCGCUGGACCACACUGACAGCAACACAACCACCCUCACCCCACCAGCCCCAGAACCACAGUGCUACACCUUCACCCCACCAGCCCCAGAACCACAGUGCUACAUCUUCACCCCACCAGCCCCAGAACCACAGUGCUACAUUUUCACCAUACCAGCCCCAGAACCACAGUGCUACAUUUUCACCAAACCAGACCCAGAACCACAGCGCUACAUCUUCUCCCCAACAGCCCCAGAACCACAGAGCUACACCUUCACCCCACCAGCCCCACAGAGCUACACCUUCACCCCACCAGCCCCAGAACCACAGUGCUACAUCUUCACCCCACCAGCCUCAGAACCACAGUACUACAUCUUCACCCCACCAGCCCCAGAACCACAGUGCUACAUCUUCACCCAAACAGCCCCAGAACCACAGUGCUACAUCUUCACCCAAACAGCCCCAGAACCACAGUGCUACAUCUUCACCGCACCAGCCCCAGAACCACAGUGCUACAUAUUCACCCCACCAGCCCCAGAACCACAGUGCUACAUCUUCACCCCACCAGACCCAGAACCACAGUACUACAUCUUCACCCCACCAGCCCCAGAACCACAGAGCUACAUCUUCACCCCACCAGCCCCAGAACCACAGUACUACAUCUUCACCCCACCAGCCCCAGAACCACAGUGCUACAUCUUCACCCCACCAGCCCCAGAACCACAGUACUACAUCUUCACCCCACCAGCCCCAGAACCACAGUGCUACAUCUUCACCCCACCAGCCCCAGAACCACAGUGCUACAUCUUCACCCCACCAGCCCCAGAACCACAGUGCUACAUCUUCACCCCAACAGCCCCAGAACCACAGUGCUACAUCUUCACCGCACCAGCCCCAGAACCACAGUGCUACAUCUUCACCCCACCAGCCCCAGAACCACAGUGCUACAUCUUCACCCCACCAGCCCCAGAACCACAGUGCUGCAUCUUCACCCCACCAGCCCCAGAACCACAGAGCUACAUCUUCACCCCACCAGCCCCAGAACCACAGUGCUACAUCUUCACCCCACCAGCCCCAGAACCACAGUGCUACAUCUUCAACCCACCAACCCCAGAACUACAUUGCUACAUCUUCACCUUUAACUACAACCAGCCAGCCCAGCAACCACUGCCACCCUGCUACACCCACUCAGACACCCACUGAGGAAGCUAGCCUAACUGGUCCAAAGACCACCCAUCCUACAGAGACUGCUGUACUGCCUCCUGUUGCCCAGCCCCAGUUCCAGUCCCCCAACCCUGUACCUGGAGCAUGUCCACUCAGGAAACUGACCACAGAGGUCCCUAAAUCCAGCUCCACCCUCACCUUGGCCCCUUCCUCCCCCCAGCCUCCCAUCAGCAGUCUGGAGGGGUUCCCCUCCUCAGAGCCUCCUGUCCCCGGCUUCGCCACCCUGGGCCGGAGGUUGAUGCUGGUCACUGAGCCCCCAGGACCCCUGCAGCACUACCCUGGCAUGGAGGGCAGCACCAGUGGGCACUCUCCAGCCCCUGAGGUACACACCACCCCCACAUUCCCCAUCUCUGCCACCGCCUGCUAUCCCCCAUCAGUCCCACAUGUGCCAUACUUGAGCUACACUGCUGUCACCAUCCCCCAGUGCCAACUCCCAGAGAAACGGGGUCAGUCUGCCCAGCCAGGGUCGCCUAAUUGCGGGGUGAGGACCCUGAGGCCAACCCCCUCACAGCACCAUGUCACCUUCUCUCCAACGGUGGGGGAGAUGGCGCCCCCUGCAGGCCAAGGGAAGGGAGUGCUAUCUCUGGAGAGUGAGAUGGCAGGCAGAGUCAGUGUUACGUUUGUCCAGGACAACUCACGCUUCUGGUACAAGCCUGGCAUCUCCAGGGACCAAGCCAUAGCUGCGCUGAAGGAGAGAGAACCAGGGGCCUUUCUUAUCCGGGACAGCAACUCCUUCCAGGGAGCCUAUGGCCUGGCGCUGAAAGUGGCCACCCCGCCCGCUAACCUCAACAACCCCAGCAGCAGAGUGGUCGAUCCAUUGGAGCAGCUGGUGCGACACUUCCUGAUUGAGACGGGCCCCCGUGGAGUGAAGAUCAAAGGGUGUCAGAAUGAACCCCACUUUGGGAGUUUGUCUGCGUUAGUAUACCAGCACUCCAUCACUCCCAUCUCUCUGCCCUGUUCCCUACGGAUCCCAGAGAAAGAUCCCAUUGGAGAAAUGCAGGAGCUGCAGUCACCUGCUAGUAACAUGAGCACAGCUUCAGACCUGCUCAAACAGGGUGCAGCCUGUAAUGUGCUUUACCUGAACUCUGUGGAGACUGAGUCACUGACCGGACCCCAGGCCAUCUCCAGGGCAACCGGAGCCACCCUGGCACAGAACCCCCGGCCAGCGGCCACAGUGGUCCACUUCAAAGUGUCCUCACAGGGCAUCACACUGACCGACAGCCAGCGCAGGGUGUUCUUCAGGAGACACUACCCAGUCAACAGUGUGACCUUCAGCAGCAUCGACCCCCAGGACAGGAGGUGGACUAACUCAGACAGCACAACUUCUAAGGUGUUUGGGUUUGUAGCCAAGAAGCCAGGCAGCAUGGCAGAGAACGUGUGUCAUCUGUUUGCCGAGCUCGACCCGGAGCAGCCUGCCUCAGCCAUCGUCAACUUCAUCAACAAGGUGAUGUUAGGGCCGCAGCGCAGGUAGAGAGACAGAAAAGGACCAAGCCAGGGACCUGUCACCGCAACAACACUGUCACAACUCCUAAAGAGAAUCAGGAGGCCACAGAAUUGCUUUACAGACCCAUAAAGCACCAGUGGUGGUGACAUCUUUUCAAAGACUGAGUUUUGACCCCAAAGGCUCAACAUUUUAAACAUGACUGCCAUUUUGAAUUAUAAUCUAAAUGUAAUCUUGUUAAUAUUCUAAUGUCUAAAAUGCCGCCAUUGAUAGUUGCCUUCGAGAUACCAAAGCUUUGUUGUCACUUGUUAGUCAGUAAUCUAAGGUAUCAAUAAGUAGCCUAGUCUACCAAAGAUCUUGCCUCAACCCUGUCACUCUCCCUUUGACAAUCACAAGUGUAAGUCAAACACAAUGUAGAAGAUGAUACAGUCCUACAGCAGGUUACAGUAGACUACAGUAGAUUACAGUAGGCUACAUUAGGCUACAGUAGAUUACAGUAGGCUACAGUAGACUGACUACAUUAGGCUACAGUAGAUUACAGUUGGCUACAGUAGACUGACUACAUUAGGUGACAGUAGAUUAAAAUUGGCUACAGUAGACUGACUACAUUAGGCUACAGUAGAUUACAUUAGGCGACAGUAGACUGACUACAUUAGGCUACAGUAGAUUACUGUUGCCUACUGUAGUCUACUGUAGACUGACUACAUUAGGCUACAGUAGAUUAUAGUAGGCUACAGUAGACUACAGUAGACUACAGUAGGCUACAGUACACUGACUACAUUAGGGUACAGAAGGGUAUGUUAGGCUACAGUAGAUUACAGUAGGCUACAGUAGACUGACUACAUUAGGCUACAGUAGAUUACAGUUGGCUACAGUAGACUGACUACAUUAGGCUACAGUAGAUUACAGUUGGCUACAGUAGACUGACUACAUUAGGCUACAGUAGAUUACAGUUGGCUACAGUAGACUGACUACAUUAGGUGACAGUAGAUUAAAAUUGGCUACAGUAGACUGACUACAUUAGGCUACAGUAGAUUACAGUUGGCUACAGUAGACUGACUACAUUAGGCUACAGUAGAUUACAGUAGAUUACAGUUGGCUACAGUAGACUGACUACAUUAGGUGACAGUAGAUUAAAAUUGGCUACAGUAGACUGACUACAUUAGGCUACAGUAGAUUACAGUUGGCUACAGUAGACUGACUACAUUAGGCUACAGUAGAUUACAGUUGGCUACAGUAGACUGACUACAUUAGGUGACAGUAGAUUAAAAUUGGCUACAGUAGACUGACUACAUUAGGCUACAGUAGAUUACAGUAGGCUACAGUAGACUACAGUAGACUACAGUAGGCUACAGUACACUGACUACAUUAGGCUACAGUAGAUUACAAUAGGCUACAUGUAUAUUACAUUAGGCUACAGUAGACUACAUUAGGCUAUAGUGGAUUACAGUAGACAACAGUAGACUGCAGUAGACUGACUACAUUAGGGUACAGAAGAUUACAAUAG
Molecule: messenger RNA, 7829 nt
Organism: Oncorhynchus masou masou (cherry salmon)
Lineage: Eukaryota; Metazoa; Chordata; Actinopteri; Salmoniformes; Salmonidae
Product: tensin-2-like
Exons: 30
Coding region: 341-6352 (2003 amino acids)
Biological process (GO): peptidyl-tyrosine dephosphorylation
Cellular component (GO): focal adhesion
Molecular function (GO): protein binding; protein tyrosine phosphatase activity
Source: RefSeq, a predicted model, not a curated record